CUUCCCAUUGGAGGUAGGCGACACUGUGAGUGUGUGUGCGUGAGAGAGAGAGAGGGAGGGGGGGAGGACAAAAAGAAAAGCGAGGAGGGAAUCUAUCGGCCGCUUGGUGAAGCGAGCUAUUCAGACCGAGUGCGGGCGCUCAGUAGCUGGAACCACGAACUGGGUGCAGUCGCCGCUCGCCACGGGCACCGGCCGCUGAAGAUGGCAGGGAUUCUCGCUUGGUUCUGGAACGAGAGGUUCUGGCUGCCCCACAACGUAACCUGGGCAGAUCUGAAAAAUACGGACGAAGCCACUUUUCCGCAGGCAGAGGACUUGUACCUGGCAUUUCCUCUGGCCUUCUGCAUCUUUAUGGUUCGGCUGAUUUUCGAAAGGUUCAUUGCCAAACCAUGUGCUUUAAGCCUCAAAAUCCAAGCGAAUGGGCCUCAGAAAGCUCAGCCGAAUGCAAUCCUGGAAAAAGUCUUCACUGCAAUCACAAAGCAUCCAGAUGAGAAGAGAUUGGAAGGGCUUUCCAAGCAACUGGAUUGGGAUGUUCGCACAAUUCAACGCUGGUUUCGGCAGAGAAGGAACCAGGAAAAGCCCAGCAUCCUCACCAAAUUCUGUGAGAGCAUGUGGAAAUUUACAUUUUAUCUAUAUAUAUUUUCCUAUGGUGUAAGAUUCCUGAAGAAGGUUCCUUGGCUCUGGGAAACAAGACAGUGUUGGUACAGCUAUCCCUACCAGCCCCUCCCGUCUGAUCUUCACUACUAUUACAUCAUGGAGUUGGCAUUCUACUGGUCUUUAAUGUUCUCUCAGUUUACUGAUAUCAAAAGGAAGGAUUUUGCCAUUAUGUUUUUGCAUCACGUUGCAACAAUAGUGCUUAUAACUUUUUCAUACGUUAACAACAUGGUGCGAGUGGGAACAUUGGUCCUGUGCCUUCACGAUGCAGCUGACUUUCUGUUAGAGGCAGCUAAGAUGGCAAACUAUGCCAAAUGUCAAAGACUGUGUGACCUGCUCUUUGUAAUGUUUAGCUUGGUCUUCAUAAGUACGAGGCUUGGUCUUUUCCCAAUAUGGGUAUUAAACACCACCUUGUUUGAAAGUUGGGAGAUUGUUGGUCCAUAUCCAUCAUGGUGGGUCUUCAACUUGCUUCUUCUCUUGCUUCAGCUUCUGCAUAGCUUCUGGUCAUAUCUCAUCAUCCGGAUCACUUGUAGAGCUAUUGCCAAAGGAAAGGCUGGAAAGUGGAAUCCUUUGCAUGUAUCGAAAGAUGACCUAAGUGACAUUGAAUCCAGCUCUGAUGAGGAAGAAUCGACACUGUCAGCUGCAAAAAGUGGACACAACAGCACCACAAACGGGACAAACGGAUACCUAAGUGGUGGUGUCUAUUCGGAGGAACAUUAGCUGUUCGAUUAGGAAGUACUAAAGAGUGUUGCACAUCCAUUAAUUCAAAGUAUUGCACAGAUGAGCUGUCAAUUCACUCCUGGAAAUAUUUCACAAAAUGCAUUUUAUCAUGUAUCUCCAUAUCAGAAAUAUCACAACAUUCUGACAGUGCACUGCCAUUUUCUGUAUGAGAACGAGUGACAAUAACCGCCAUCGACAUGUGGGCAUGCUGUGUACCUAAGUGUAAUCCAACUCAAUGGGAACGGUAUUUUCAUAUGUAUUGUCUUUCUAUAUUACAUUAUUUAUUUUUAUAUGUUUGAAAUUUGUGGAAAAGGGAAGAUUUCAGCAUUUUACUCUACCACAUGUUGUUUGGGAAGAGUAAAAUCCACUUUAGAUAAAUUAUGUUGUGCACCGCUCAAUCUGCUGUAGUUUGUGACAUGUCACAUGCAGUAGGCCACUUCUAGUUCUUGGAUACGGUGGUUUAGGCAUCAGCAGUGAUGUUUUGUGCUCUUUUGUGUUCCUAAUUGUUUUAUUUCAAUGGUUUCUUUGGAAUGAAGUCUGCACAGAGGCCAUUUGGUCCCUAUUGAAAGAGAAACAAACAAAUGCUUGAGUUAAAGAGAUUAACUAAACAGCAAGAUUGCUUUCAGUAUAUUUCUGUGAACAAUCCAACCACUUCUGAAUUUAUGAGACUGAUUCCUGAUAAAUAAAAUCCUUC
Molecule: messenger RNA, 2065 nt
Organism: Hypanus sabinus (Atlantic stingray)
Lineage: Eukaryota; Metazoa; Chordata; Chondrichthyes; Myliobatiformes; Dasyatidae
Gene: cers6
Product: ceramide synthase 6
Exons: 11
Coding region: 202-1371 (389 amino acids)
Biological process (GO): ceramide biosynthetic process
Cellular component (GO): membrane
Molecular function (GO): sphingosine N-acyltransferase activity; DNA binding
Source: RefSeq, a predicted model, not a curated record